Mollisia scopiformis is the source of this 1809-nucleotide messenger RNA. RefSeq lists its product as uncharacterized. The transcript has 2 exons. Lineage: Eukaryota; Fungi; Ascomycota; Leotiomycetes; Helotiales; Mollisiaceae. The record is from RefSeq and is a predicted model, not a curated record. Gene Ontology annotation, biological process: regulation of DNA-templated transcription. Gene Ontology annotation, molecular function: zinc ion binding; DNA-binding transcription factor activity, RNA polymerase II-specific. The coding region runs from base 1 to 1809 and encodes 602 amino acids.
AUGCCUGACAGCACGGAUACGGAUACAAGGGAGGCAACAGAGGUAGCCGAAGUAAAUGCAAAGAAAAUUCGGGGGCGAAGAAGUACAAAAAGGAGUCGGACAGGGUGUCUUACCUGCAAAUUCAGAAAAGUCAAAUGUGACGAGAAAAAGCCAGAAUGCGAUCGAUGCAUAACUUUUGGCAUUGGCUGUGACGGCUAUGAAAAGCCAAAGCACAAAUUCAAGUCGUCCACGCAACCUCUUCUCCCAUCCCACCCCACUCACUACAAACUCCUUCCCGCACCUUCAGGGACGUUGCAGUUCGAGAGUGAGCUGGAGGAGAGUUAUUUCAACAUUUUCCAAAACGAAACUGCUUCGGAGAUCUCAGGCACCUUUCCUAAUGCCUUUUGGGAUCGAGUAGUCUUACAAGCUUGCCACGAAGAAAGAUUUGUGCUUCGUGCUGUCACCGCCUUGAGCGCUUUCAACACUUAUUUGAAAUUAGCUCGAGAUCCGGACCAGAGCCAUUACAGUCGAAGCUUACUCUCACAGCAUACGGACUUUGCUUUAGCACAAUACCAAAAUGCUUUACAAACGAUGCGGGGUUCCUUAAGCUUAGGCCGAAAUCCACGGAAGGCUUUGAUCGCGUGUCUCUUGGUUUGCGCUUUCGAAGGGCUUGUGGGAAAUACACUGACAGCCCUUGCUCAUGCUCGAAGUGGGCAAAAGCUCCUCGAAGAAUGGCUAGGGGAGUAUGAACAAUCCAAAAGCUAUGUUGCUGGGAUCUCGUCGCCGGCGCCACACAUCGUGGAAGAUCAACUUAUCCAGGCGGCCGGCUUCUUCGAAACGCAGAUUAUAGGUUUCUUUGACCACCGGCCAGUGGAGACGCAUGCAAUCAUGAAGACAGAAGGUUCAGAAACAAUAAGGUUGAUGCCAAGCACUUUUCGAGAUCUCGAAGAGGCCCGUCGAUACUGGGAUUUAAUGGCCAGGAGAAUAAUGCAUUUCCUGUGUGAAAUUUCUGCGAAAGGAAAGAAUGUUUACAAACUCAGCCAACAAGGCCCAGACGACGACGAUACCGUCGACCUUGGGUCGGACUUGACACACCGAGCACAUGGAACGCCACUCGACGUCCUCGCAGACUUCAAAUCGGAGCAAAUGCGAUACAGUCAGGAAAUUGCGCGGUGGCGAUCGGCGUUCUCGGAUCUGUACUCGAAGAUCAAGCGGUCGUCAAACAGACGCUUGAUCACAGGAGCUCACACACUACAUGUGAAAGCCCGAGGCCUCGAUAUCGGACUGGCUGGAGGAAUGGACACUACUAACUGUGCCUUCGACAAACACUUCACGGAGUUCCGAGAUAUCGUGACGAUAUCGAGGGAGAUCAUUCGUGCCAAGAAAAGCUACUCGAAAGCGGAGUUUACUUUUGAAUAUGGGAUCUUGCCGGCGCUGCAUAUCACAGCGAAGUGGUGUCGAGACCGCGUGGUUCGGCGAGAAGCCAUCGAGAUAAUGGAGUGGUAUGGAGCUCGAGAAGGCCACUGGGAUAGUGUCGUGUUCGCAGAUAUCGACAGAUGCUUGAUGAACCUUGAAGAGGAUGGGAUUGAGGAGGACUUUGUGCCUGAACGUGCUAGAGUCAGGAUUACCAGCUUGAAGGCGAACCAGGGUGGUCGGUGGGCGAGUAUGGAGUAUAUCAGGGGUUCGAGGAGGACCGGCGAGGUGAGGGGUGAAGUGAGACUGGAGUGGGCAAGAUAUGUCGGGAACAGUCCUGCGACGCAGGUGCAAGUGAAUGGCAUGUUGCGUAUACCAAGAGGGCAGCCUUCGACGUUGGAGUUGACGCAUACAUAA